Amphibalanus amphitrite is the source of this 1530-nucleotide messenger RNA. RefSeq lists its product as uncharacterized. The record is from RefSeq and is a predicted model, not a curated record. NCBI's taxonomy places the organism in Eukaryota, Metazoa, Arthropoda, Thecostraca, Balanomorpha, Balanidae. The transcript is spliced from 2 exons. The coding region runs from base 175 to 891 and encodes 238 amino acids.
CAGUAGACCCGUAGCAAACAUCUCAUGUUUGAUUUUGCAGCCUAACAAGUCAUUUGUGAUCUCAAGAUUUGUACAGGAAAUGAGAAAUAUACCUAGAAAAGUAGUAGCAGUUUGAAUAGCACACUGGCAUCCAUUUUCAAAAACAUUGGACAGGUCCCGGUCCCACUCGCAGCCAUGUCCCGGCCGGGAGCGGUACUGCUGCUGCUCCUGGCGACGGCAGCGGCCGCGGUCCGGUACCGCUGGCUGGACCCGGCACCCGUUCAUAGCCCUGCUCUUCAGACCAUCUCGCUUCAAUCAAAUAUUCAAUGUGGGAUGAAAUGUGAAGAGGAAUCUCUGAAUCGAUGUAAUGCUUUCAGUUACAAUCCAGCCGACGGCACGUGCCGUCUGUUCUCCGGUCGCUGCGGUGGAUCGGCCGGUAACAGCUCUCAGCAGAAUAUCGGACAUUACAUGGCCCGCUCGAUGUGCUCAGACCCGAGUACCUGCGUUUGCCCGCCCGACUUCACUCUCUGCGCCGGCCUCUGCCUGAAGCGGCUGGACGAGGGGGGCGCAGUCAGCCACUCCGAGGCCGUCACAGCCUGCUCCGCGCUGGGCGCCCACCUGGCCGUGCCCCGCUCUCAGCAACAACACCAGUGCACCGUCGACCUCGCCACCGGCAUCCAGGUGUGGCUUGGUAUCACCAACACCGUGCUGGCCGGAAAGUACACGGGUUUCGACGGCUGCGGCGAGGUGCCCCCGGCGGAGCAGCACUGGGCUGUGGACGAGCCGAGUAACCCCGAUACCCAGCCGCUAGUGGCACUCAGCACGGUGCUCGAAGGCGGGUGGAAGGUGGGCUGGCACGACCUCGAUGACCGCUUCUCGGCCUGGCCACUCUGUCAGAGGCCGCUGAACUGAUACGGAAAACUGGCCGGAAAACCGUCAGACCGUCUAAACGAGCGGAAAACCGUCAGACCGUCUAAACGACCGGAAAACCGUCCAACCGUUUGAACGGCCGGAAAACCGUCAGACCUCCUAUACGGACGGUAAACCGGCAAACCUCCUAUACGGUUGGACAACAGUCAGACCGUCUAGAAGACCGGAAAACCGUCAAACCGUCUAAACGGUUGUCUCACGGUCGUCAAGCGUCUAAACGCUCGUCUGAUGGCCGUCCGACGGUUAUCACCUAUCACACUGCAAUGACGAACACUCCAUAUAUUGGAAGCGUGCACUGAUCUAACGGCUCUUGAUCUGAGUCCAGUUACACCAACAGAAAGAUCACCGGCUUUUGUUUUUAUUUCUGAAAGUCUCCGGCAGGUUAAACCAGCCACGCGACAAACUAGCCACUGAUGCGACAAAUGAGCAAAUGGGCUGGCUGAUAUCAAUUUCCACGUUAGCUGUUUUUUUUUUCACGUAGCUGUCGAAAUUCGACGGCGGCCUUAGGUAAAAAACCGCAGCUAGUGAUUUUGAUUAUGGCAAAGCUAGCAUCUAUCUGCAACGUCUUAGCACUAUUCUAUGUGUUGUGAAGUGCGAACAAUAAAUGUCUGGUCACUUUCA